GAAAAUAUGACUCCGUAAGCAACACGAGGACUGUGACUUGUGUUUGUACUUAAUCAUGAUUUCUUGCAAUAAGAUGUGAUUUAAGUAGAUGUUGAAUGAGCUGAAGGUCCUUUUGAGUGACAUUUCACUGGGAUCAGUGUAACUGUUCUCUGUCCUCUUUCACUGCACAAAAUAUUCAAGAUUCAUUGUCUGAAAACACGUUUAUCACUGAAAUGUUGCUUGUCGGUGACUGUGUCCAAUAACACGUGUCAAGAGAUAUUUUAACAAGUACACACAGGAGGAUCUUAAAAAUCUGUAUUUUCCAUUUGGUAAUGAAAUGUAACCUUUUAAGUUACUACUUUGUUUUUAAAUACUCUGUAUGAAAGUAAAGCAGUGGUUGAAGGAUUAUGAAAUGCAAUAAAGGGAGUAACACAUUAUUUCUCUUGUACUAAUGUUUUGAACAUUCACACACCUUGUUAUGAGUUGGGACCUUUCUGAUUGUCACAAUAAAAAUCCUUAAUAUUGUACAAAGAGAAUAAUUUAGUUUCUUUUAAUCAUGUUGAUUAAUGCUAAUUGAGGGGUGAAUAUCCCUAAAAGUUUCAACCUUCCCGUCACAUGAACUAAUCUAAACACCACAAGCUUCUAUUCACAGCUCAAGCUCACGUUUCUUAAGUACAUUGUGACCCAAAUGAUGCAGCUUUACACUUUACUCUGUUCGGUCCGGCCCUCCACAGCUGAUGAGAGUCUCACAGUGUGUCGGUGUGAAAGUAGAAGCUCCCGAAGCAGCACUUCCUUUUUCGUACCUCUUAUUGUAGAGUAUGAGGUUCACGGUGCGUCCACCUCCCUUCAGUGCACGUGCAGCUUCAGUUGCAGCUUUAGUUGCAGGUGGACCAGCAUGUCGGGAUGGAAACUGUGCUUUGUUCUGCUGCUGUACCUCCCGGUUUGCUUUAACUCUGAAGGUAACAAGAACAAACACGCAAUGCAUUAUACAAUCAAGUGUUUUUUCUUUAAAAAUAUAGCAAUCUUUAACUUACUAUUGUUUGCAGUGAGUGAAUUUAAAACCAUCGGGAGAGGACCUGACGUCACUCCCAUCUGCAGUAAUACAACAGAGAUCAUAACGCUCAUACUGUGUAAGAUCAGAACUAACAGGACUGGAGCAGAGUGUCGUCUGCUGUAUCGAUACGGAGGAGACUUUGAGAACGAAUGUGACUCCAGGUUCACUCUUAAGAUGGAGAAUCAGACCGUGUUUCUCCACCUGACUGGUCUCACACCAGUGGACAGUGGGAACUACACCUGUGAGUGUUCACGUGGGGGCGAGACGCAUUUCCUCCAUCUGAAUAUCACCGUAGAAGGUAAACCCAUUUCAUACGUUUUACCUUUUUACAGAGUAAAUAGCCGUCAUGUUUCUGACAAAGAGCUUUUUCUUUACGAUGUUUCAGGGGAAGAAGAGAGAGAGAGCGGCGUGACGUCACACACGCGGCUUCUAAACGCGUUGAUCGGUGCAACAACAGUCAUCUGUAUAACUGCAGUUAUCUUUGGGUUGAUCUACAGGGGAAAACGUCACAGAAGACAAACAGAACCACCGCACACUCCUGAAAACACGGAGGCAGAAGCCAUCGCGCCGUACAGCACCUUCAUGCUGAGGGACAGCGUGCUUUAUUCAACUGUCGGCCCACACAACUGUCUCCACAACAGCAAUCAGUCAAACACGUCCACCACAGAGGACACUCGUCCAGAGGCUCUUCUGUAGAGCUCCAGCUCUGCUGCUUCCAAUCCGGGUGAAGUGAGACCUGCUGUCCACUAGGUGGCACGCUUUGCUUUGUGAUGAAUGUAUUGUUAUUAAAUUGUAACGCGGUCAUCAUAAGAAACAACGAAUUAUCUAAAAAGAAAUAAACAGCUGAAGCUAAACAUGUUGUUCCCGUCUCUGAAUCGGUCUCAUAUUCUAUUUAGAAUAACUACCAAAUAGUGCAGUUAUCAUGUUAUCGGCCAUUUUCCUAUUUAGAUUUUCCUGAUUCUUUAUUCUAACAAUCUAAAAUGUGACGCCUGCUUGGUUCUUUGUGUCAUGUAUAUUUUGUCCAUGCAAGAAAGAUGAUUAUUAUCGUUACAAGUAAGACUUUUAAGAAGUGAAACCAGAAGUUUGCCUUAAACAACUCCUUAUCACUGGUUUACACAAUAAAUGCUAUUAAUCAUAUACUUAUGAACAUUUGUGAGUCAAAAUUUGUUUAUUCAACUGUGAUUCUUAGUCCCCUAACACUUUAAUCCUUGUCAUUGUCUCAGGUGUUUCCCCACCAGCGUUCCUUUUUAUUUACAAAGUACGAGGUCACAAGCGCUAGGGCUGCAACUAACGAUUAUUUUUGUAAU
Messenger RNA from Gasterosteus aculeatus aculeatus (three-spined stickleback), 2340 nucleotides. The record is from RefSeq and is a predicted model, not a curated record. Lineage: Eukaryota; Metazoa; Chordata; Actinopteri; Perciformes; Gasterosteidae.